This is a messenger RNA of Wyeomyia smithii (pitcher-plant mosquito), 2647 nucleotides long. RefSeq names its product nucleolar complex protein 2 homolog (gene Noc2). Gene Ontology annotation, biological process: ribosomal large subunit biogenesis; negative regulation of transcription by RNA polymerase II. The coding region runs from base 138 to 2546 and encodes 802 amino acids. Gene Ontology annotation, cellular component: nucleolus; Noc2p-Noc3p complex; nucleoplasm. The transcript is spliced from 2 exons. Gene Ontology annotation, molecular function: histone binding; transcription corepressor activity. The record is from RefSeq and is a predicted model, not a curated record. NCBI's taxonomy places the organism in Eukaryota, Metazoa, Arthropoda, Insecta, Diptera, Culicidae.
AAAAGCUGUCAAAGCAACAGUCCGUCCGCGAAACGAAUAACACGUGCGAUUGCAAACAGUGUUUAUUCGACAAAUAAAUUGUACUGUACGCUUCAGUCUACUUUAAAUCUUUUGUUGGACAACUAUAACGUAAAGACAUGAAGACGAAAAGCUCGAAACGGAAGCCGGAUCUUCAAAGUAUGUCGCUGGAUACUUUCCUCGAUAAUAUGGAUGCAGAUCUCGGGAACGAUAGCAGCGGAGACACUGAAAAAGAAGCUCCUGCUGUUUCUGCUCCUAAAAAGAAAAAACUUGCAGCUCAAAAAACAGCCAAAGUGGUAAAGAAAAAGGAUGGCACUGAAAAAAAGUCAACUAAGAAAGACAAGAAAAAGCGUCUAAAGAUAGAGCAACUGGAGCCCGAUUCUCUGGAAGUUGAUUCCAGCAAAGAAGGAGGACAGAAAGACGUGGAGAGAGAACAUCGACAGGCAUUGAAAAAGCUGAAGGAGACGGAUCCGGAACUGUAUUCAUUUCUCAAACAGAACGAUAAAAAGCUACUUAAAUUCGGUUCUAUGGCAAAUAGUGACGACGACGUUAGCGAAGACGAUCAGGACAGCGGGGAGGAUGAAGAUGAUGAAGCUGCCGUUCAUAAACUCCCAGAUAAAUUGGAAGUUGCUAGUGACGAAAGUGAUUUCGAUGAUGAUAAAGAUGAAGAGGAGGCAGAGGAAGACGAAGAAGGACCGAGCACUGCUGAAAUAGGGUCACAGAAAAAAAUUACGCUGAAGUUGCUAAAAAAAUGGACAGAAGAAUUAACCAGCUCUCCCGUCAGAAUCGAAACAAUUCGUAACGUGUGUAAGGCUUUCAAUUCGGUUCUUGUUACGGUCACCGGAGAUACUACCGUAAUUUCUGCCUACAAAGCAGACGGUGCCGCGAUUUUCAAUGGCGUUGUUCAACUUUGUGUGCUGCAUUUGGGCAAUGCUGUCAAGCAGUUUUUGAACAUAAAAUCUGCGAGGGACUUAAAAAAUUUGAAGAAGAACAAAAAGUUUACCAAAGUUCAAUCAUGUCUACGAACAUAUUUGACGGAUUUGACUAAUUUGCUCGAGAACGUUUCUUCUAAUCACAUCAUGAAUGUACUCCUAAAACAUUUGCAUCAGUUUGCAUCGUUUUUAUCAUGUUACCCAAUAAUUACUAAACCUAUUCUGAAACGAUUAAUUGUGAUUUGGAGUACUUCCGAGGAGGAAUCCAUUCGGGUACUGGCAUUUCUAUGCAUACUGAAAAUAACUUGUGCGCAGCUGCGCCGGUUUCUCAGUGAUGUGUUGAAAAAUAUGUACCUGGCAUAUGUGAAGAACAGUAAAUUUGUAAGCCCUAAUACGCUGCCGGGAAUCAACUUCAUGAGACGAUCGUUGACGGAAAUGUUUACCCUGGACAUGACCGUAUCCUACCAACAUGUGUUUCUCUACAUUCGCCAGCUCGCCAUUCAUCUUCGAAACGCCGUCAUCUUGCAGAAAAAAGACAGUUUCCAGUACAUUUACAACUGGCAGUAUAUUAAUUCCCUAAAGCUUUGGGGCGAUGUGCUGGCUGCAACUUACGAGAAGAAGGAACUAGAGCCACUGAUCUACCCAUACGUCAGCAUAACCACUGGGGUCAUUAAAUUAAUUCCUUCGGCACAAUAUUUCCCGCUGAGAUUCCACUGCUGCCGUAUGCUGAUCGAUCUGUCAACUCGGACAAGAGUUUUUAUUCCCGUUCUUCCGUUCCUAGUAGAAGUCCUCAACUCGAGCAGCUUCAACGAAGAUCACAAAAAGCUUUCCAUGAAACCGGUGAACCUUACAUGCUUGCUUCGUUUUGCUCCAGCAAACAUUCAGGAGAACGCCUACAAAGACGCUGUUUUGGAUUUAAUUUACGAACUGUCGCUGGAAUAUCUAGCUCACGAAUCGAACUCUAUUUGCUUUCCUGAUUUGGUUGUUCCGAUUCUUACUACUCUACGGAAGUUCUGCAAAACCACAAAAGUGUACAAAUAUUCGCGUAAAAUUAAGCAACUAACUGAUAAAAUUGCAGAGAAUAGCACAUGUAUCGAAACGGCACGCCGGCGAUUACCGGUGAAACUUAACGAUGUUCCUGCAAUCCGAAGCUGGGAAGCAACUCGUUUGGCUGAAGGGACACCGCUGUGGUCCUUCUGGCAGGCAUUCGCUAAAGAAAAUGAAAAGAUUAAACGCAGACAGGCCACACAGUCCGAGAACAUCGACGAUUACAAUCUACCAACGAUUAAAAAAUUGGAAAAGAAACCUGUCUCUGUACGGGACGGACCAGCGGAGCUGUUCCCAUCGGAUGAUGAAGAGGACGAUUCUGGAAAUGGACCAGAACUGGAUUCAACCGAAGAGAUCGACGAGGUUCCAAAGAAUGCUCACAAGAAAAAGAAAGAGCAGAAGGUAAAUGCGAAGGAAACUAAGAAGCAGAACAAGAAUAAAGCAAAGAAUACAGUAAACGACCAAGAAGCCGAGUUCCCUCUGGAAAAAGCAGAUACGAGCGAAGCGGUGGAUAUUUUGAAAGAUUUAACUCUCGAUGAUUGGGAGUAAAAAUGGUGGAUUGAAACAUACUAUAAAUGUUUACAUUAAGCUUAAGUUGCUGUAUAGUAUAUUAGAAUAAAACUAUGGCGUUCUUAUGAGCUUGUUUUUUA